AUGUACAAGUUCAGAAAACAUGUUAACCAUAAAGGGCCACCUACUGCACUCCCUCCUCUGUAUAAAUAUGAGGACAGUUGCAAGCAGUGCCACACUUGCCUGUCUGCUUUUGCUCGUGUGGUGAUGGUGGCCGUGAUGGCGAUGGUGUACGUUGCUGCGGCUGGAGGAGGAUAUGGUAGUGGUGGAGGAGGCGGUGGAGGGGGAGGGAGAGGUGGAGGAGGAGGAAGAGGUGGUGGUGUUGGUGGAGUAAGUGGUGGAUUUGGUGGAGGAAGAGGAGCUGGCGGAUUCGGAGGCGGCAACGCACUUGGCGGUGGCGGCGGUGGCGGCGGAGGAGGAGGAGGAUACGGUGGAGGUCGCGGCAGCGGCGGCGGAGGCGGAAGUGUGCUCCCCGCAGUUUUCCUUGGAAGUGGAAAGCUCUCUGGCGGUGGAGGCGGUGGAUUCGGAGGAUUCGGAGGUGGUGGCAGUGGAGGCGGCGGAUUCGGAGGCAGCGGCGUUGGGGCUGGUGGAUUUGGAGGAGGAUAUGGUAGUGGUGGAGGAGGCGGUGGAGGUGGAGGGAGAGGUGGAGGAGGAGGAAGAGGUGGUGGUGGUGGAGGAGGCAGGGGUGGUGGAGGAGGGUUUGGUGGAGGACAGAGUGGAGGGUCAGCAGGAGGCGGAUUUGGAUUUGUUGGUGGAGUAAGUGGUGGAUUUGGUGGAGGAAGAGGAGCUGGUGGAUUUGGAGGCGGCAACGCACUUGGCGGUGGCGGUGGUGGCGGCGGAGGAGGAGGAGGAGGGCCGUCUUGGAAGUGGAAAGCUCUCUGGCGAGGGGAAAAAAAAGAGUUCAAGUUCAGAAAACAUGUUAACCAUAAAGGGCCACCUACUGCACUCCCUCCCCUGUAUAAAUAUGAGGACAGUUGCAAGCAGUGCCACACUUGCCUGUCUGCUUUUGCUGGUGUACCUGCAGGAUAG
Molecule: messenger RNA, 945 nt
Organism: Penaeus monodon (black tiger shrimp)
Lineage: Eukaryota; Metazoa; Arthropoda; Malacostraca; Decapoda; Penaeidae
Product: glycine-rich protein DOT1-like
Exons: 5
Coding region: 1-945 (314 amino acids)
Source: RefSeq, a predicted model, not a curated record